ACAGGUACAGAGAAGCAGCAGCCAACAGCUUGUACCAGGCCGUGAGCCGAGACUCACAUGAGGAAGGUGGCUUGUUUACCUCAGAGGGCUGGUCAGAGGGCCUUCGGGAGGAGAUCUCAGCCCCAGCCUCUGGGCACCCAUGUGUGCCAGGGGCCUGCAGCCAGCAGGCUCCCAGACCCUGGGGGCGGAGUUCUGCAAGUGUGGAUUGCCUCAGCAGGGUGGGGUCUCCAAGGCGCAGGCAGCCUGGUUUGGUGGCAGGUGUUGGACGGCAGGUGCCACAGAAGCCCCCGAGAGGCACGGCUCGGGGCCCACCCCAGUUGGUGCUGCCCCCACCCCCGCCCUACCCUCCUCCUGACCCAGACGAGGCGGAGCCCCUCAGCCCUCCCGGGGCAGGUGCUGGUUCCGAGGCCUCAGAGCUGAGACCCAAACUGAGCCUGCCCCUGAGUCCUGGCGGCCACGGCAGUGUGGACGGCGUCCCUGCGGUGCCCUCGGAGGCCGAGGAGACCAUCUCCGUGGGCAGCUGCUUCGCGUCGGAGGACACGACGGAGGACUCGGGGGUGAUCAGCUCCCCGUCCGACAUCGUCUCUCUGGACUCCCAGCACGAUAGCUUGAAAUCAAAAGAUAAGUGGGCCACGGACCAGGAAGACUGCAGCGACCAGGAUCUCGCAGGGACCCCAGAACUAGGACCCCAGAAGAGCCCCCUGUGGGAGAGGUCUUGCUCCACGAGCUCCUGUCCAAGGAGCGAGGUGGCCGUGGUGACCUCCACCGACGGGGACCUCUUCAGCACUUCGCACUUCUACAGCGCCCAGGCAGCGGCCCUCGGAGGCCAGGACGAGAUGGAGGACAGCUACGACACAGACUCCAGCUCUGUGACUAACUCCAUAAACGGUACGUGGAGCCACUAUGCACAGGACGGUGUGGACGUGGACAUGGGCACCGACGCCAUCCCGGUGACCUUCAUCGGGGAGGUUGGGGACGAUCCUGGGCAUGUGAUGCUAGUGUCAAACAGCAACAGCAAUGCGGGCACACCCAGCACGGUGGGCGCCACGUGUGCAGCCUCGCAGGACCGGCCCCAGGGGAGAGAGACCCCGCCCCGUGACACCGACACCAGCCUAGGAGUCCAGGGUGGGAAGGCCACCAGGAUGGUGCCCAGUGUGGCCUCGCUGGCCACGAAGCUUGCCAUGGCUGACCCAGGUGUAAAGGAGCCAGGCAGCAUGCGCAGCUCCACUCCUGGAGAGGGGACGCAGGCCCUGAGGAGAGUGGAGGGCACAGAGACCACAGGGCCAGACAGCAUCCCGGGGGCCCCGUCCUGGUGUCAGCGAGGCCACACAGUGGCGGGCAGCUAUGGGCUCAAGCACGGCCUCACCACGUACAAGAUCGUGCCCCCCAGGGCGGAGGCACGGUGCUACGACCGCGGUGCAUCCCUGUCCGUGGGCGCCAUUGAGAUCGACGAGCUAGGAAACCUGGUGAACCCCCAGGGGGGCAGCAGCAGGGCGGCAUUCGCGCCCUCGCCCCCUGGAGUUGACACUGAGACCCAGCCUCUUGGGAAGGUGAAAGAGUUUUGGAGGCGAGGGUCUACGGAGAAGCCCCCGGGUCAGCCCACGGGGCACUCGGCAGCCAGGGGGACACCCACGGCCACCACUGCCGCCACCACAGCCACCCCCACUCCAGUGCUGGCAAAGCUACCUCAGCCGAGCCCUGCCCCAGUGGUGUCCGCUGUCCCACAAGCUCGUGGGCGGCCGCUCUCGGCAGCUGCAGGUCAGAAGGGGCCAGCGGUGAGCACGGCAGAGGUCCCAUUCCUCAGGCCGCACAGAAGGACGUCCAGCCAGCACGUGGCCUCGGCCAUCGCCCGGCGGAUAGGCUCCGUGCCAGCCCCUGCCAGUGCCGCAAGGCCGCACAGCGAUAUGGAGAAGGGACCGGAGGUCCGGUGUCCAGAGCCACCCACACAGACCCUGGCUGCCAGAGGAGAUGCAGCACCUGGCCGGGACUCCGAGCCACAGAGUGGCAGCACCUGGCAGAUGGGCACCCGUGGGCCCGGCAGUGUCCGGCCCAGCAGGGCGGCCGGCAGCCCACAGAGAAUGCCACUGGUUGGGGGCGAGGAUGGCCCUGCCCCCGUCCACAGAGAGCCCUGCUCACCCCCAAGCCGCACUUCCUGGAGGGAGCCCAGGUCCACAAGUCAGAGCUGUGGCCCCUGGGAGAAGCCUGUGUCCCACGCCCUAAGAGCCAGCAUGGCCUCCGACCCUGCACGCACCCUGGACGGGGCACAUCCGGUCCCUGCACAUGUGUCCCGUGCACUGGCACCCAGCGGGACUCUGGCCAACGGCUCGGGGUGGGGUCCAGAGCCCCCACACUGCCACAUUGUUCUGGAGACAGUGGCCAGUCCCAGCACUGCCCCUGAGGCCAUGAGCGAGCCGGAGGGCUCUUUCCCAUCCAGCAUUUUUGGGCCAAAGAAAAAAUUCAGGCCCGUGGUCCAGAGGCCAGUGCCAAAGGACACAUGCCUGCACAGCGCCCUGAUGGAGGCCAUCCACGCGGCUGGUGGGAAGGACGGGCUCCGCAAGGCAGCAGAGCCCCCUGCAGAGCGUGGGUCCCGGACACUGUCCUACGCAGAGGCAGACAGCGAGCGCUCAGCCCUGCUGGCGGCCAUCCGGGGACACAGCGGCAGCCGUGGCCUGAGGAAGGUGUCCUCUUCGGCCUCUGCAGAGCUCCGUGGCUACCAGGACUCUGUGCUCCCUGAAGCACCUCUGCCCCUGCCAGCCCCCCAGGCUUCUCCUGCACCCCGGGCCGCACCUGGGCUCGGCCCAGGACCCCUGGGUGACACAGCAGAUGCACGGCAGGCCCUGCUGGAUGCCAUCCGCUCAGGCUCGGGUGCUGCCAGGCUGAGGAAGAAGCUUGAAUGGCAUUUGCCACGCACUGAUGAGAGAAGCUAGCCCAGGGCACAGCGGCUCCGGGAAUCUCAACAGCCCCUGAGGCCUGGGCACCUGUCAGCAGGGACACUGUGGAGGAUGCGGCAUCAGCACAGGCCUGGUGCCGCCCUCCUGCGUCCUGUUCGGCACAACUUUCAGGCCUGGAGUGAGAUCCACAGACACCCAGCAAGGAAGAUAGCGGAGGGCCAGAAAAUGCCCUGCAGGCCGAGUCAGAUCAGACGCCUGCUCCCACCUCGAGCCUGUCAGGACGUCAGCCAACCCUGCUGGCCCUCUGUUUCCACCCCAGUAAAGCUAGCACUGUGACAACUGCUAGGGUUGCUGGCAUUCAGUGAGAGCGAAGUCAAAUGAUCCCUUGUCACCAGGGGUAGUUCCCGUAGAGUGAGCGGUCCAAGCCCCCAGCCCCCAGCUGUGAGGGGCGCGCAUGGCUCUCGGAGAGCUCUGCGGGCACCAGCUGCGUCGAGCCGCACAAGAUCCUGCACGUGAAGUCAUCGCAAGGCCUGCAGGACCGUCGCUGGGCGCGGUGCAGGGGCCUAGAGCGCCCCUGAGAGCCUCCCGUCGCGCCAGCCAGUGCCGCUG
This is a messenger RNA of Octodon degus (degu), 3500 nucleotides long. Its product is annotated as protein cordon-bleu-like. The record is from RefSeq and is a predicted model, not a curated record. Gene Ontology annotation, biological process: actin filament network formation; actin filament polymerization. The transcript is spliced from 8 exons. NCBI's taxonomy places the organism in Eukaryota, Metazoa, Chordata, Mammalia, Rodentia, Octodontidae. Gene Ontology annotation, cellular component: actin filament; terminal web; dendritic growth cone. Gene Ontology annotation, molecular function: actin monomer binding. The coding region runs from base 837 to 2927 and encodes 696 amino acids.